Messenger RNA from Chaetomium globosum CBS 148.51, 2610 nucleotides. RefSeq lists its product as uncharacterized. The coding region runs from base 1 to 2610 and encodes 869 amino acids. The transcript has 3 exons. The record is from RefSeq and is a predicted model, not a curated record. Gene Ontology annotation, cellular component: cytoplasm. NCBI's taxonomy places the organism in Eukaryota, Fungi, Ascomycota, Sordariomycetes, Sordariales, Chaetomiaceae.
AUGCGGCUCGCGUGGUACGCAGGGGCCUCUACGGCUCUCGCGGCCGCCGUGGUCGCGUCCGCCUUUUAUCAGCGUGCCAAUUUCUACUCGGCCAUGGUGCAUCUCGCCCAGAGCAGCCUAUCCCUAAUGGUCCGUUUGCUCCGACCCCUCCCCGAGCCAUCCGUUUGCAUUCCCGACCACUGGCAAUGGACCACUGACAAGGAAUGGGCAAUGCAGGUUCUGGUUAACCUCAUAUUCGUCGUCUACGGAUCCCUCAUGUACGCUCUCCAGCGCCUCUGCUUCGGCCCCCUUCGCCCCACCGAAAUCGAACAGCUUUACGAAAAGGGUUGGUUCGCCGUCACCGAGACAUGCCUGGCAAUGACCAUCUUUCGCGACGAAGUCGGCGCCUUCUUCCUCGUUAUGUUCACGGCCCUCGUCACCGGCAAAGUCUGGGGUUGGAUUGGAGAUGGCCGUGUCGAAGUCCUCGAACAACAACCCCCCGCGAACCCGCUCCUCUUCCACGCCCGCCUCAGUCUCUCGUUGUUCAUUAGUGUUGCCUACGACAUCUGGCUGCUCACCUACGCCGUUGACGCCGUGGUGCAGGAAGCCCGUCCUACUAUGAUGGUCAUGUUCCUCUUCGAGUUUGCCGUCCUGACCGUAACAUCCCUACACACGGUCGCCCGGUACGUCAUGUCGCUGGUGGAGCAGCGUGUUAUCAAGACCCAGACGCACCAGCGCUUGGAGGGUCGGCGCCGCCAGAUCAGGGAGCAGCGUGCCGAGAUCUUGAGACGGAGAGAAGCCGAGAGGGCAACAGACGAAAACGAAGAGCUGCCGGACGAGAACGAUGUUGAUGAGAUGGACAUCGAGGUGCCUGGCUGGGAGGCAAAGGGACAGUGGGUCUUAUCGCUGGACUUGGUUGCGGACUUUAUCAAAUUCGGGAUCUACACGGCCUUCUUCUGUGUCCUGAUGAGUUUCUACGGCCUCCCUAUUCAUAUUAUGAGAGACUGGUUCAUGACGACGAGGUCGUUCCUUAAGAGACUCCAUGCUCUCAUUCGCUACCGCCAAGCCCUGAAGCACAUGGAGCAGUACCCCGACGCUACCGCGGAGGAGCUUGGCCGAGAGGACACCUGCAUCAUCUGCAGAGAGGAAAUGCGACCCUGGGAUCCCGCCGAUGCCUCUCAUGUUGAGCGAAGCCGGGCAAAGAGGCUUCCUUGUGGUCAUAUUCUACAUUUCGGCUGCCUCAAGAGCUGGUUGGAGCGGCAGCAGGUGUGUCCGACGUGCCGGCGCCCGGUUGCCAGGGACGGACAGCAACCGGUCGCCAACGGCCCGGCUGGGGUACUUGGGCUCUUCCCUGCGGGCCAAAACCGUCCGCUUCAGCCGCCGGCUAACGGCCAGGCAGCCCUCGGUGGCGGCGGCCAACCCGCACAAGCAGGGCCAGCGGCCAAUAACGCGAACCCCAACGUCAGAAUGUUCAAUCUCGGUCCCAUUAGGUUAGGCUUUGCUCAGGGCGGAGCCGACGAAAUUCGGGAAAUGGCACAACGGAUGCGGGCCCCCCCAGACGCCGUAAAUCCACCUGUGCCAACACCCACCGUCCCGACACCGCAAGAAAACAACGUAGGCUUAAACCCGGAUCUCGAUCAGCUUCGUGGGCAACUCUUGGCGCUGGGCAAUCAAGUCCGGCAAGAGUUGGUCAACACGCAGAACACAGCGCACGAGAUACUGGUUUUGAGUCAUCUAUUGAACGAAAUCGCCCGUCUCCGUCAAUUACAGCAGCAACCGCCGCAAGGCCAACAACAGCCAACACAACUAACACAACCAACCGCCUCAGGUGCUCUCCUUGGUGGACAGCCACCUUUACAGCAACAUCAACAGCAAGCUCUGAUACAUCCUUUUAUGCUCCCAGCAAUGCAGGGGCCCCUUCAGGUCCCGAAUUCCCCGCACCUUGUGGCUGCCAGGCACCCACCCUCCGUCACAAGGCAUGUCGGCACUGGGUAUGGAGCGGCCAUUCCGGCGGGGAGUUCCGAAUUACCAGACGGGGUUGUUAUUCCCCCGGGUUGGUCGUUACUCCCCCUCCAACGAUUUGACGGCGAAACACAGCCAUCUGAGCCCGCACACCACACUCAGGGGGUCGCACAAGACAUGCUGCGGUCCGUGUUCGCACACCACCCCCGAUCCCGGGGUACCAGCCCAGCCCCCAGUAGCACCCUUUCUACACAGGUUGGAAGGGCCGCCGCGCCAACAAGCAACGCCGCAGAAGCAUCUCGACGGCCGGGUUCACAGGGUGGCACAUCUUCAGACACGGCUACCCGCAGGCAACCUCCGGUGGCGGCACCCAUUCCUCUGACGCCAAAUUGGGGGGGGCCCGCGCAGCUCUUUGGCGGCGACCGGGCGCCUGCACCCAUGUUUGGAUACCAAGUUGAGCCGCGCCAGGGUCCACACGGCGAGCCUGGGGAAGGUGGUGGUGAUGGCUCAGCGGCCAACGCGUCCAUGGUGGUGAACGGAGUCGCUUCUGGGGAGAGGAGCGGUGAUCAACGAACAGAGGGUGCCGCCGAUGUGAACGGGAGUAGCGGCGAUCGACGUCCCAGACCUGUGACGGUAGAAGAGGCAGAUGAUGCCGAGGACGAGCGAUAG